Messenger RNA from Medioppia subpectinata, 309 nucleotides. The record is from the annotation of a GenBank genome assembly. NCBI's taxonomy places the organism in Eukaryota, Metazoa, Arthropoda, Arachnida, Sarcoptiformes, Oppiidae.
UCCAAUGCCAGCCGUUCUCUCGUCAAACGCCGGAAGUAUUUAUGCGAAUAUAUAUUCAGUUCGUCGCUGAAGGAGAACAAUGAGAGGACGGCAUUCAUUCACGUGCCAGAAGUUCGCGACGACUGUCCACUCGAAGACAUCGCAACUUCUCUUCAGUACACAAUUCAGACCAUAAUUAAUGAAGUGUUGGAAACAAAACAAAUGCUCUAAUGAUAUGUAAAUAUUAUUGCAUUUUAUGUUUUUUGAUAUUAUAAACAAAAAUUAUAUUAUAAUUUACAAUAAGUAACAGAUCUUUAAAUUUGAAAAAUA